UUCUCUGUCCCUGUGACUGAAAAUAAUCUGAUCAGCUGAUCUGACCUGGCAACAACAUAACGUAGCUACAGAAAUUUGUCAGGGAGGGGGCUGAAGAACAAAACAAUGACACUGCUCGGAAGGAUUCAAACACAGUAACACUUUAAAGACUUUUAAAACGGAAUUGUGCGGAUUUCCCUCCCGGUUAACGCUAACGAGUCCGCGGAUAUCCGAGCUAUUGGCAUCAACCAGCUGUUGUUUUUGUUGAUAUGUUAUUACAGUUCAGUUGUCAGCGCUAGCUGCUUGUUUGGACGGCUAUAAAGUGAUAGGGCUUGCUGGCUCGCCAUUUACAGAUUCUCUUUGGAAAAAGUUCAAACUGUCCACCGGCAAGAGCUAGCCGUAAGCUAAGUAUCCCUACUUAGAUGCCAAAUCAUAAACCGAAUUUUCGAGCGAGCUUUUGAGGGUCAGCUCGCUCGCUAGCCUGUUGUUAGCAUCAAUAUUUGCACAACAAUUUCUUUCAGGGAGAACUCAUUGUCGAUUGGUACUGCCUACUUGUUAAUAAUUUCGUAUCAUUUUACUGUUUUCCACUUAUUUUAGGUCCAUUUUCUGAAGUGUUGCACGUAACUGCCUACUUUAUUAGAAAAACAAGCUAACUGCUAGUACAUAGAUAUCAGGUGUAACUCAAGGACUCGUCUGUUACUACUUCAUUGCCUCAGAGUUCGUUGCUAUAAACGCGUAAAAGUUUGAGUUCCAUACCGCAAAAAACAUUUUUCAUAAAAUACUACUUUUCAGACUUUUACAGCUAGUGCCACUGAACUUUUACCAUGCAUUUGCCGUAAGUUUAUAUAGUAUUAUUUCGUCAUUUCAGUUUAGAAUUACUGCACGUUGAACGUUUUGCAUUAAUAGUUACUGGUGCUAUUGUUAAAACUGGUCCAAUCAGAGGAAGUCUGUACUAAAGAUCACUUUGUAAGAAACAAUGAGUGGACAUGGCUCGUCUUCUGAAAAGGGAGUCAACACUAGUCUGAUAUGUCAGGAGAGUUAUUCGUGUGGUGGCUCUGAAGAGGCUGCAUUUGAGUGCGAUGACUGCAAAAGUCUCCAGUGUGUUCGCUGUGAGCUCGAGCUCCACCGUCAGGAGCAUCUGAAAAACCACGAGCGUGUCCAGAUAGGUCCUGGGCAUGUCCCCUACUGCGAUAACUGCAAAGGGAGUAAUGGGGACAGUGGCAAGCGUCAAAGAUCUGUGGUUCGCUGCCAGAACUGCAAAGUUAACUUGUGCCAAGACUGUCAGAAGCGCACCCACAGCGGGAGCAGCAAGAAGAAACACCAGCUCACUCCUUACCCUCCACCACCCAAACCUGCCGAGGUCAACUCCGUCCCAACAUCUGCCCAGCCUGCUGUUCAAAUGAGCGAUGAGAUCAAAUCUCACAGAUCAAAACUCCUGGAGAAGGUUGCCAGCUUUCUCUUGGUGGAUGAGAAUGAAGAAAUGCAGGUAAAAGAUGAAGCCUCAUUCAUGAAGCACCUCAGCUGUUACCCCGAUCAACUGCUGAAAGUGGUCUCCAUCUUUGGUAACACGGGAGAGGGCAAAUCACACACCCUGAACCACACGUUCUUCAUGGGGAGAGAAGUGUUCAAGACUUCUCCCGCGCAGGAAUCAUGCACAGUGGGGGUUUGGGCGGCGUUCGACCCCAUCCAUAAGGUUGUGGUCAUCGAUACAGAGGGCCUGCUUGGGAACAGUUCAAAACAGGGCCAAAGAACCCGUCUCUUACUCAAGGUGUUGGCCAUCUCCGACCUCAUCAUUUACCGCACCCAUGCGGACCGUCUCCAUGAUGACCUCUUCAAGUUCCUCGGGGAUGCCUCGGAGGCUUAUUUGAAACAUUUCACAAAGGAACUUAAAGCUGCAACAUCCCGCUGUGGUCUGGAUGUCCCCCUGUCCACAUUGGGCCCUGCAGUGGUCAUCUUCCAUGAAACUGUGCACACUAAACUGCUAGGCUCAGAGAAAUCAUCUGAGUCAGUGGAUCGGCUGCUGCUGGAGCGCUUCACAAAGCUCUCCCGUUACCCCGAAGCCUUCAGCUCUGUGCAGUAUUGGGGCACGCAGACUCUCACUCCCCCCACGGACUUCCGCGGCCUGCAGGGUAAACUUGAGCAGCUCCUGGAUAACAACGCCACCCGCUCCCCGCGCACCCCUGUUGUCAUCUUCAAAGCCCUGCAGGCAUUGAGUGAGCGCUUCAAUGGGGAAAUCGCAGGUGACCUGUUGGGACACGGCUGCUUUUUUCCCGAUGAGUACUUCACCUGCUCCAUUCUGUGCCUCAGCUGUGGAUCUGGUUGCAAGAACAGCAUGAACCACUUAGGAGAAGGUGUGUGCCAUGAGGCCAAGCAUCGCUGCCGUUACUCCGCUCAGUAUGAUAAUCGCAUUUACACCUGUAAGGCUUGCUAUGAAGGAGGAAGGGAAGUUGUUGUUAUUCCCAAGACCUCUGCCUCCUCUGACUCUCCAUGGAUGGGUCUCGCCAAAUAUGCCUGGUCAGGGUACGUUAUUGAAUGUCCCAACUGUGGAGUGAUCUAUCGGAGCCGUCAGUAUUGGUAUGGUAACCAGGACCCUGUGGAUACAGUAGUUCGCACUGAAAUCCAGCAUACUGAGGGCUUUUUAAAGGACAACAGCAAUGCUGCACAGCGGCUUCUGGAUGGAGUCAAUUUAGUGGCCCAAUCUGUGUCAGAGCUCAGUGUCAAACCUGCCAAGGCCGUCACUUCUUGGCUGACAGAUCAGAUCGCCCCAGCCUACUGGAAACCCAACUCCCUCGUCUUGGUGUGCCACAAGUGUCACAUAGUCUUCCAGGAUAAUGACACCAAGCAUCACUGCCGUGCCUGUGGGGAGGGCUUCUGUGAUGGCUGCUCCUCCAAAGCUGCUCCGGUCCCUGAGAAGGGCUGGGGUCUUGCCCCUGUCAGAGUCUGUGACGUCUGCUUUGAGCAGAGAGCUUCUUAUGCAGAGUUAGUUGAGCCACAACUUGAGGAGGAUGAAGGUGGAACUCUUGCCAGAAAGGUUGGAGAAGCUGUCACCAACACUUUAGGAGUCGUUGUCACAGCUAUUGACAUCCCACUGGGCCUUGUGAAAGAUGCAGCCCGUCCUGCCUACUGGGUGCCUGAUCAGGACAUCCUGUCAUGCCACAACUGCCAACGUGAGUUCACUGCCAAGCUGUCCAAGCACCACUGCAGAGCCUGUGGCCAAGGAGUGUGUGAUGACUGCUCCCCGGAACGCCGGCCGGUCCCCUCUCGCGGCUGGGACCACCCUGUGCGCGCAGAGGUGGUCAGGACCCGGUUGGGCGACCAGUUCUAUAAGGAGGCCAUUGAGCAGUGCCGCAGCUACAAUGCCCGCCUGUGUGCGGAACGCAGCGUCCGCCUUCCUUUCCUGGACUCGCAGACCGGUGUCGCCCAGAACAACUGCUACAUCUGGAUGGAACGCCACCACCGCAGCCCCGGUGUUGCAGCUGGGCAGAUGUACACGUACCCCGCCCGCUGCUGGAGGAAGAAGAGACGGCUGCACCACCCUGCAGAUCCACGACUGGGCAUCUAUGGCCUGCAGCUCGAUGGUGGCCUCAUGUCGAAGGAUGCUCUGCCCACCCAGAGCACUACGCUGGAGGCUCUGCUCCGAGGAGAAGGUUUAGACAAGAGGAACAGCUCCAAGAACGAUGAGGAGAGCCUGCUGGAGAUUCAGCGGGUUCUGGAGGCAGAUGCAGCAGAAGACGCCUUUAAUGAUGAUGAUGACUAUGAGGUGGACACCCCAAAGAGGAGACACCGGGGCAAGGGGAGAGGCCGGGGAUCAGGCCGCAGGAAGACAGAUCUGGAUGACGAUAAGCCAUAUGUCUGUGACAACAGAUACAAACAAAAGCAGAACUCAAAAUCUUCAGCUUCAGCGUGUGCAAAGCGCUAUCGGAACCGCACAGGACUAAGCUACCACUACACCCAUUCCCACAUUGCGGAGGAGGACAGAGCCGGGGACAGAAGCACGGUGGCGUCCCGCCCCCCCACUGCUCCACAGGCGGACAGACACAAACGUCCAAAAGGUCCAAGUGGGGCGAGCAUUCCCAACAACUACUGUCAUAAGUGCCAGGGCAAAAAAACGAGUAAAUCUGGCUCUCCCUGCUCGGCCUGCCAACGCACAACUGACUGUGGAGAGGAGAAGGAGGACGGAAUGUUUACCGGAGCCGAGGAGCUCUUCGGCACCACCUCAGAGAGCGACACUUCCACCUUUCACGGCUUUGAGGAUGACGAGCUGGAGGAGCCAGCAACAAACAGCAACGGGAUAUCUAACCGCCACAGAUAGAGUGAACCCGUUAGAGUUCAACUGACUUUUUUUUUUAAAUAUAUGGAUUAACCUCCUGGAAAGAAUCUGCUGCUUCUUUUUCAAUGUGUUUUGUUUGCAGAAAGCACAAAGUUAUAAUUUCAGGACAGAAAUGCAAGUGGUAUUUUAUCUACUGAACAUUGUUGAAUAAUUUAUGAACACCUUUUUAUAUAAGUAAACAGUAUAUAUGAACUUUAAAGGCAACAAACGACUGUCUGUAUUUCCUGACAAAACAGAAGACAUUUUUGGAUUUUUUUUAUUUAAUCUUUUCCUCCCUCAGUGAAGCAGACAGAACAAGGUUAGGAACAAAAAAUACUGGCGGAAUUGGAACAAUUUAAAAAAAGAAACCCUGUUUUUUUUUUCCCUCGACCCCCUUUUUUCUAAAGCAUGAAUGAUGAGUUUGAUGAUUGCAGACCAUACUUACAUUUGAAGGACUACCGGAUAUUUUUCAAUCAGCUCAGUGUGAACUUGAAGAUCUUGUCCUCUGCUCUCACUCUGGAUUAAAUGUGUGAAAAUGAAGGAACCCACGAAAGCCACAGGCCACUGAAAAUGUUUGGAUGAAGGAAGCCUUUAUGGUCUUUACAAAAAGACGACAUAUUGAGUAAAAGGAGCAAUCAGCACAUCGGCAUGCGGCCCAGGCCUGGGGAGGGUAACCAGUGAAGAAGAGGAUUUAAACCUGAAGAACUGUUGAGCCCUCAUGUCCCUCCUGAUCUGGGCUCAGAAUAACCAUCUGAAAUGGGUGGAGAGGUACCUUCCACAGGCCACGUGGCUUCAUUGAAGGCAAGAGCUCCCUUGACUAAAUGUAUCGACCCCUUGUGAACAUCUGAAAUGUGAGCAUCCGGCUUCAUUUCAUCCUUUCUGCACUGUGCUACUGUGCUGGGGCUCCUCUCUGAACUACGGGAACACUAAAGGCCAGGCCUUUGGACUGUUUGUGCCCAACGGGCACAUUUUGGGGGCCCUGUGGCUCCGCCCGCCCACUCCGAUGCGUGAUCCGAUGUGACACUACGACGUCAUCAUCCUCAUCACUGUGCCAGCCUGCUUCUCUACACUGGAAACCAGCUCUGACACCCGUGACCCCUACACACUGAUUGGACCAGUGACCCCCUGACCCACAGCCAUAGACAUGGUGCUCGAAUCCACCACUGUAACUCGCAGACCUCUGGACUAUUUAACCCCCUGACAUGGACAAAAAGUCUCCUGCUUCUGCAGUCUGUCUCCUCUCCAUCUCCUCCGUUCUGAUCUCAAAUGGAUUACAGUGAUUCCAAUGGCCUUUUAAAAAAAAUAUUUUCUCUGUUGCAGAAUAUUUUUGCGUUUUGAGCUUUUCAAGAUCUGAUUAGUUGGACUUCUUGAGUUCGUUCAGACUAUCAAUACCUCUGUCCUGAUCAGGUCCACAAUAGCCACAGCUACUCAGGCAUCUAUCAUUUCCUCUGCUGGUGAUUGUUCAGCUACUAAGCCCUGAUUUUAUGUGAUUGUAUACAGCCGAUUAGGAGGGGCAAUGACACACACACACACCCAUGUAAUAAUCAACCCCCAGGAAGGAUUUGGGGAUACUGUAGAGAACUCUGCAAUAACAAAGUUUAGCUUUGUCUGUCAACUUCUUUUUUCCCUCUUUUCUCUUCUUUUUCUGUUCGCUCAGUAUUACGCCAGCCUCUCACCUCCGUUAAAAUCGGGCUGCGGUUCACGACCCGCUCAGACUUCUCAUCUCUUAUGCCUUUGAAAGUAAUAUUAUUGCUCGACAGUCACACUUCAAUUCAGUCCACAUAUUUAAAGAGGCGAAAACUGUAAAUCCCAGUUGUUUGUGACAUUUCUCCUGAGUGCUUUCGAGGGCCUUAAUUGCUUUGUGACAUUUAGAGGGCGCUUGGAGUUGUGUAAAAAAAAAAAAAAGAAGAAGCAGUUUAGGUCCACAGGUUGCACAUACUGUGUAAGAGGUGUGAGUCCAUCUGCGUGAUGCCCAGCACAGUUGCUCCGUGAGUGAAGCUAACCAUUAAUCCCGCUUGUCUGUUAGGGACUCGUUUGUGUAUUCAAAUCAUCUCUCCACACUUCCCUCAGGGACCCUCCACACAGCAGUUGAUCUCCACUGGACAAAGAAGGCAUCUGAAACGUGUCCUUUAUCCUCUCGUCUUCCGUUGUAUCAGUUAUGUGGUGUUUCCAUAGUGAACAGCGAUGCGCCGUGUGUCUUAUCCUCCGAAGUCAUGCCAGUCAGUGAAAGCAUGUGUCAUAACCUGCUAAAUGUCUCUCUGUCAAAACACGAACGAGCCUCGUGCUGUGCAGCUUCCAACCAGAAGAGAAGCGAUGGUGUCUGCUCAAAAAUAACGCGGCGCUUGUCGUUGAUGAGCCGUAUACCUCAUCAAAGCCACAGCAAUAGGCCCCGGUGCCCUCUGGUCAAACCUGUUUUUUUGGGUGGGCGCAGAGGGAGGAUCGUGGUGAUAAUGGAGCCAAGAGGAGAUGAAAUGGACGCCAUCGGGUGUUUGUUUUUCCUUUUUCUUUUUCUGCUGUAAAUAUGAGUCGAAUUGGAGAGAAUUAAGAAGUCUUUGUUUGUUAAACUAUUUUUAUUGUUCUGAAAAAAUAAAGAAGGAAAAAUUCUUUUUUUUUCUCCCCUCUUUUCUUUCCUUUUAUCCCUGAGUGGGUGAGUGGGUCAUUUUUAGAGGACGGCUG
Molecule: messenger RNA, 6964 nt
Organism: Menidia menidia (Atlantic silverside)
Lineage: Eukaryota; Metazoa; Chordata; Actinopteri; Atheriniformes; Atherinopsidae
Source: the annotation of a GenBank genome assembly